This is a messenger RNA of Argentina anserina (silverweed cinquefoil), 1891 nucleotides long. RefSeq names its product serine/threonine-protein kinase PBL34-like. Gene Ontology annotation, molecular function: ATP binding; protein kinase activity. Bases 333 to 1631 code for a protein of 432 amino acids. The record is from RefSeq and is a predicted model, not a curated record. The transcript has 6 exons. Lineage: Eukaryota; Viridiplantae; Streptophyta; Magnoliopsida; Rosales; Rosaceae. Gene Ontology annotation, biological process: protein phosphorylation.
GAGAGAGAGAGAGGGGUUCUCAAUCCACCCCCCACAAAAAAAGGUGGUGGAAAAAAAGUAUUUUUUGUACACACUGCGAUGAUGAUGCCUGCAAUCUCCAACAGCUAACACCACCAACACUCCCUAAUUCCCACUCUCCCUUUUUCUCUCUUCCUUCUUCUUCUUCUUCUUUUUUUUUCCCUCUGUUAUUGUUUUUUUGUGAGUUUUGUAGGUUAUUGUACCCAUAAGCAACAAGAGCCAUGGUGAUCAGCCUCUCUGGGUUUUCAUGCAUUUGUGGUGACAUGAACCCAUGAAAAGCUUGUGAGAGAAAGUGAGAGAGAGAGAGAGGCACCAUGGACAAGAAGUGUGGGUGUUGGGCUGUUCUCAGACGCGGUGUUAGUGGUUCCUGCAAGUCCUCUGCUUCUAAAGACUCUGCUAACUCUAUUCCUGGUACCAGUCUUGUCUAUGAUGCAGCAACUGAAACCAGAUAUCUCAAUGCUAGCAAUAGAGACCUCUUGCCCCCUAAUGAAGCCCAACUAUCCUCAGAUACUCCCAAUCCACCACCAUCAGAUGAAAAGCCUACUCGCCAAUUGCUCCAAUUCAGUUUUCAGGAGCUAAAGUCUGCAACCGGGAAUUUCAGACCUGAUAGCAUUCUUGGGGAAGGUGGAUUUGGAUUUGUCUUCAAAGGAUGGAUAGAGGAAAAUGGAACAGCACCAGCGAAACCUGGCUCAGGGAUUACAGUAGCAGUUAAAAGCUUAAAGCCAGAUGGUCUCCAAGGCCAUAGAGAAUGGGUGGCUGAGGUAGACUUUCUUGGACAGCUCCAUCAUCCUAAUCUUGUAAAGCUUAUUGGGUACUGCAUUGAAGAUGAUCAGCGGUUGCUCGUUUAUGAGUUUAUGACUCGUGGGAGUCUUGAGAAUCAUCUCUUCAGAAGGACUAUACCUCUGCCAUGGUCCAAUAGGAUUAAGAUUGCACUUGGUGCAGCAAAAGGGUUGGCUUUUCUCCAUAAUGCUCCAGAACCAGUCAUUUAUAGAGAUUUUAAGACAUCCAACAUCCUGCUUGAUUCGGAAUACACUGCAAAGCUUUCAGAUUUUGGUUUGGCUAAAGCUGGGCCGCAAGGAGACAAGACACAUGUUUCUACCAGGGUUGUUGGAACUUACGGCUAUGCUGCCCCCGAGUAUGUGAUGACAGGACACUUGACCUCUAAAAGCGAUGUUUACAGCUUCGGUGUAGUUUUACUUGAAAUUUUGACAGGAAGAAGAUCAAUGGACAAAAAACGCCCAAGUGGGGAACAAAACCUUGUCUCUUGGGCUAGGCCAUAUUUAACUGACAAGCGAAAACUUUUCCUUCUUGUGGAUCCACGCUUGGAGUUGAAUUACUCUAUCAAAGGGGUACACAAGGUCUCACAGUUGGCUUAUGACUGCCUUAAUAGGGACCCCAAAACCCGGCCUACAAUGGAUGAAGUAGUGAGGGUUCUUACUCCAUUGCAGGAUCUUAAUGACCUUGCUAUCUUGUCCCACCAUGCUCGUUUAUCUCAACAAGCAAGACGCAAGAAGAAACCUGAUCAUCAUGGAAGUCAACAGCAGCUGAUGUUCACUCACUCUAAGAGCAUCAGAGCUUCUCCAUUGAAUACUGGGAAGCAGCAACGUCGAUGAUGCUUAGCCUACUCACUGUUAAAUGAGGUUGUGUGAGAACUAUAUUUUAUGAUUCUAGAACUUUUGGGGUGUUUGUAGAAGGGACAAACUGGAAGAGGAAAUUAGAUUCAUGAGAUCCUUUCCUUUGAAUCCCCUUUGCUUGCAUUAGAGAGCUAACCCUGAUCAAUUUGGAAUGAUCCUCACAAUUUGUCUAUGUUCUCAUAUUUAUGUUGACAUUAGAUUAGACUGCUGAUAAUUUCAGAGAUUGUUAUUUGCAGCUA